AUGAGCACCAUCGCCGACACGCACGAUCCAUUUGCCGAAGAGAACAUUCAGAACUGCAAACGAUGCAGCAAUCCCAUCUACGAAGGCCAUGCCUAUGAGUUGGGUGAUGAUAGAUGGCAUAUCAAUUGCUUCAGAUGCUCCAAAUGUGAUAGCUCCUUGGGGUGUAAUUCGAAUUUUUUGGUUUUGGGAAACGGAAACUUGAUCUGUUCCAACUGCUCCUACAACUGUAAACAGUGUGGUAAGAAAAUCGAUGAUUUGGCCAUCUUAACCGGCGACCAGGCGUAUUGUUCCUCAUGUUUUAAGUGUAGGGCUUGUAAACAGAAGAUUGAAGAUUUAAGAUAUGCCCGGACACUGAAGGGGCUCUUCUGUAUGAGCUGUCACGAGAAGUUGAUGGCCAAAAAGAAGAAGUAUGAUAUGAAGAAGAAAACCUUGCGCAAAGAUAAAGAUAAGAAGUUGGAUCAUAUUGAAAAGGACCGGGAUUUGAAACCCACCAACUCGAGCUCCACCGUGGAAGUCUCCACCCCUCUAUUGGAUGAACUAGAAGAAAAGCCCUUGACCCAGCCCCAAACGGUGCUGACUUCGGUUUUGCAAAGUGAGUCUGAUUUGUAUGAUUUAUAUGACCGGUCCAGGUCUCCCACUCCACAAUUGUCGUCUAAGACGUCGAGUGCCAACGAGCUUUAUAAAUCCAUCACCAGGUCGUCGUCUACCAUGUCCAAGGCCAAAGACCUUCCUUCCACUCCGGACUUAAUUCAACCAUUUGACAGCAAAAAACAUAAGAAACUGCAAGCGCCAAUUUCAAUCCCGAUUUCUGCUCCAGUCCCACCGGAUAUUGAGCAACCCGAACCUAAAAAGGCGUCUAUUGAUAGAGAGUUCUCAAUUGAAGAAAUCAACGAUUCAGAUGAUGAAUUAAACCAACGUGACGCCUUAAAAUCCCCUGGAAAACUCCAACCAGCAGUCGAGAUCCAAAAACACCACAACUUAAAGCUUCCUACGUCUCCCGCGUCAGUCUCUCAUACAAAGUUCCAAGGGAAGAAUUUACUCAUAUUGUCACCUGGUCAGAAUAGUGAAGAAGCACUCAGAUCCCCCAAAUCACCUGAAAGCAUACCCUUUGAUAAGGCUUCACUUGGUGUUGAAAGUGAUCAAGCCAGAUCAAGAUCCAGUUGUCCCAGUCCUUUUGCAAAAAACAACAGGCACGCAAGGGUGUUUGAUGCCCAAGAUAAUGAUAAUGAUAAUAAUGACAAUAACGACAAUAAUGGGAAGGGAUACAACGAUUACAAUGACAAUGUUGAAGGACUUCAAGAGGAUACUGGAGACAAGACCAUUGAACCAAAUAAUUCAACUCCAACUGUUCAGAGUUCCGGGGUAGACACAUCAGCUGAGCUUGCUACUCCCAAGAGAAAGCAUCACAGGACUCCUUCUAAUACCAACUUCUCGUCCCCACCUCCAAGAAUGCCAUUACCAUCUGUUCCUCCACUCUCGUCUACACCAUUGCAAAAUCGGAGAAACUCGAUCGAAUCAGACAAUUACUACCUAGGAAAGGCCAUUAACAAUGAUGAGUUUUUGAGUGGGUUGGGACUAGAGGGUGUCGAAUACAGCGAGCAGAACGGAAUGCAGCACAAAAGAACUGGCAGUAACCUGCUUUUGAAGAACACGAAAAUCGUCAUGAAUCCAACCCCAACUGUGACCAAUCUUGAAGAAUCUCCCAACGAUUCUAGUCUCCAUAGGAUGCAGAGUAUCAUGAAAACACCAAGAUUGGGAUUAAGACACAAGCGAUCCAUCAGUGGAGGAAGUAACAAUGGAUCCAGUAGUAUCUCCAAGCUAAACUUUUUCAAGGGCAGAGAUGAUCGAGGCCAUUCCCGCCAUGUCAGUGAUGGUUCGAUUAGUGGUGCUAUACACAAUGGAGGCUCUGGAACCUACAUGGCUCCUGGGUUUACCGUUGCUGUCCACAGCAGAUCGACCUCAGAAAACAACUAUAUCAACCAUCGAAACUUUGAGUUCUCUGAUAUUCUUUCUGGCACCAACGACUUUGAUUUAAAGGCUCUUCGGUUGGAAGUCAGUCAAUUGGAAGCUAAAAAAGGAAUCUUGGGGAAUGAUGUCAAGAAGUUGGAGGACGAGAAGCAAAAAUUGGGAGAAGAGAUAGAAGUCAUGAGGGUCCGGUAUAACGAUGAGUUCAGAAGACUUGACACACUCUCGAAAGAAGUCACUGAUUUGCGGGUACACAAACGUGAUUUGGAAUCCAAGUCGUCUUCCAGUGAAGAGACUGCCGUCCACACUGCACACCAGAUCUCACAUCAUCCCUCGAACUCUUCUUCGUCUUUGGUAAAUCACACCACAGAAAUUGGAAAUGAUGAAGUGGUUGAAGCUCAGAAGGCCACCAAAUUGAAAUUCUGGAGAAGAGCCAAGAUGGGCUUCAACAAUGGGCCUAACUUGGUAGUUCCAGCCACAGGUACGUUCCAAGUAUCACCCAACCGUAAUGAGGAUGAAGAUGGUGGUAAGAAAGGCUUUGGCUUGAUGACCAAGUCGCGGUCUACCAACAUCUUGGACUCGUUCUUAAGUAGCAAUACGGCCCUUAGUGAUUCUCAAAGUCAGGACGGUGAGCCUAGUUUAUUCAACUCCAGCAUUGAGAAGAGAGCUAGGCUUGAGAACAGUGCCAUUCCUUUGAUUGUCACCAGAUGCAUCCAAGAAGUAGAAGAAAGAGGGUUGGACUUGGAAGGUAUCUACCGAAUCUCGGGAGGUAAUCUGACCAUCAUUGCUAUUGAGCAGGCUUUUACCAGCAUCAACCCCAGAAUCAAGGACGACAGGAACCUCGCCAAGUUGAAUGAGGUACUUGAUUGUGACAUCAAUGCCAUCACUUCUGCCUUGAAGAGAUACUUGAGAAAAAUCCCCAACCCAUUGAUUCCAUUUGAGGUUUACAACGACUUCAUCAAGUUGAACUCCGUGCAAUCACUGACCAAGAAAAUUGCCGAGUUUAAGCUGAAAAUCAUUGACCAACUUCCUGAUUCCAAUAGGCAGGUGCUACACUUGUUGUGUAAACAUUUACAAUUGGUGGACUCCUACUCUAAUGUCAACCGAAUGAACUACAAGAACUUAUCGGUUGUGUUUGCCCCCACCAUUGCCCGAGACGAAACGGGACAGCGGGAAAUGAUGGAUAUGGGUAGCAGAAAUGAUAUGACCGAGUUUCUCCUAACAAACUAUAGCCUGGUAUUCGAUUAAUCUAUGUACAAAAUAAAGUCGUGAGAUGAGUAAAUUUAUUGUAUGCCGAGCAUUCUUGACUAGUGUAUGUCCUUUAUUUGGUCGUUCAGGUACAUUUCAAGUCGUCUAGUACCUGCUCGAAUCAAAUGCUCAACCGCUGCAAACAGCUUCUUGGGUAUGUGCUGAUGCUUGUCGAACUCAUCACGAGUGAAUUUCCUCCAGUGGGGCUGGUACUCCACGGGCUUUUUGUAAGCCAUACGCACACACGAGCGGUAGAGGUGGAUAACCUGUUUCUGGAGACCUGAGAGUUUCAUUGGCAAUAUCGGGUUUCAUCAGCAUCAACUAGUAGGGUUCCCGAACAUCGCGAGUCGCACACCGGGACGUGCCUCAACCACACAUACCCGAACAGGUGCGUGUACCACGCGAGCAACAGAGAGAAACAGCGUGC
This is a messenger RNA of Yamadazyma tenuis ATCC 10573, 3640 nucleotides long. It is a transcript of the gene RGA2, whose product is annotated as Rho-type gtpase-activating protein. NCBI's taxonomy places the organism in Eukaryota, Fungi, Ascomycota, Pichiomycetes, Serinales, Debaryomycetaceae. Gene Ontology annotation, molecular function: glycosyltransferase activity. The record is from RefSeq and is a predicted model, not a curated record. Gene Ontology annotation, biological process: regulation of GTPase activity; signal transduction. Gene Ontology annotation, cellular component: cytoplasm.